AGCUGUAUAUCUAGACAGCCUAUUUUGGGAAUGCUUCUGCGAGGCUGUCUAGGAAGGCAGCUCACUAUGUUUUGAAACACAACCUGAAUGUGCCUUGGAGCGAGAUGGAGUCCGCUGUCAGUGAUUCAAGGAGGAGCCCACACGCUCCACAUGCUCGGCGAGAUAUGAGCGGCAGUUAGAUGCACUUGGAUUACCGGCUGCUGAACUGAAACAACGUCUCCGCUCAUAAAAAAAUAUGUAAAACAGUGACGUUUUUGAUUACACGUCUUUUUAACGAGUGGAUAUUCUCCCCAGUCGGAGAUAAAACACAAGAUGCAGUAAAAGCAUCACUUAUUACAGUCCCAGACGAUGGAAUUCAGUUUGAGAAGCCCAGUGUGAGAAAGUGAAGUACGCGCAGGAUUUACAUUCUCAUCCACAAAACGAUAAAGUCAGCAUCUGAGAGCAUGGGUUGGCAAGAGACCCUAUGGCUUUUGACAUCAUUUAUCUUGAGUAUAACAAAGGCUGGAACAACAGAGACGAAAGCAGAGCCCACCUCCGACUUAUCCCUUACACCUGUCUUGAUGGCAAUGGAAGGAGAGAGACUAAUCAUGACUCAGUCUCAGUACAAAUGUCUGGAGCUUCUGAGCCGAGAUGGAUCCCAUAAUAAAACAGGUGCAUUCUGCAGCAGAUUCUGGGAUGGCUUACUUUGUUGGGAUGAAACCCCAGCUGGAACCUUUGCUUCACAAAACUGCCCAGACUACCCCAGCUUUGACCCCUUGGAAAAAGUAACCAAAUACUGUGAUGAAUCUGGCAACUGGGUACACAGUUCAUCCAUCAAUAAGACCUGGUCCCACUGUCUCACAUUCUCAAAGGAGAAAAUAAAGACAUUACCAGUUCAUGGCUUUUUAGAGACGGAGACGGAGAUGGAUCCUACAGCUGAGAGUCAGGUCAGCCCCGUAGUGACUCAGAAAGCGGAGGAGAGGAAGAAGAUCAUCGAUGGUCAAUAUAAAUGCUUUGAGAAAAUGAACAGAGACCAGCCAUAUAACAAAUCAGGUCCAUACUGCAACCGCACAUGGGAUGGCUGGCUAUGCUGGGACGACACACCAGCGGGAAUGUACACAUCUCAAAACUGUCCCAAUUACUUCCCUGACUUUGACUCCACUGAAAAGGUCACCAAGUAUUGUGAUGAGACAGGAAAUUGGUUCAGGCACCCUGAGACAAACAGGACAUGGUCCAACUACACCCUCUGCAUUGCUCAUACCAAGGACAAGCUCAAGAUGGCGUUUAUUUUGUAUUACAUGGCGAUUGUGGGUCAUGCGCUUUCAAUAGUGUCCCUUCUCAUCUCGCUGGCCAUUUUCUUUUAUUUCAGGAGUCUGAGCUGUCAGAGAAUCACUCUACACAAGAACCUAUUCUGCUCGUAUGUGCUCAACUCAGCCUUCACCAUCGUCAACCUCAUAACUGUGGUCAACAACCCCAAAGUGGUGCAGAGGAAUCCGAUUGGCUGCAAGGUGCUUCAUUUCUUCCACAUGUACAUGCUGGGCUGUAACUAUUUCUGGAUGCUCUGUGAGGGGAUUUACCUGCACACUCUGAUUGUGGUGGCCGUAUUUGCCGAGGAGCAGCAUCUGCACUGGUAUUAUCUUCUGGGCUGGGGAUUCCCCUUGGUGCCUGCAUCCAUCCAUGCUGUGGCGAGGAAGAAAUACUUCGAUGACAACUGCUGGAUGAGUGUGGAGACGCAUCUGCUCUAUGUGGUUCACGGCCCCAUCAUGGCAGCUUUAUUAGUCAAUUUAUUCUUUCUGCUAAACAUAGUACGGGUCUUGGUGACCAAACUGAGAGAUACGCAUCGAGCUGAGUCUAACAUGUAUAUGAAGGCGGUGAGGGCCACGCUCAUUCUGGUGCCCUUAUUGGGCAUUCAGUUCGUCAUCAUCCCUUGGAGACCAGAGAACCGCUUGGCAGGAGAGAUAUACGAUUACAUCAUGCAUAUAUUAAUGCAUUACCAGGGAUUGCUGGUGGCAACCAUAUUCUGCUUUUUCAAUGGAGAGGUCCAGGGAGCUCUGAAGAGACAGUGGAUGCAAUACAAAGCCCAAUGGGGUCAGCGACGACGUGAGCACUGCUCCAUGAGAUCCACCUCCUACACCGCCACCUCCAUAACUGAGGUGCCUGCUUUCAUGUACCAUCAUGACUGCAACAGCGAACACUUGAAUGGCAAACAAACAGAAGACUCUGAGCUAGUGGCUCUCAAGACGGGCGAGACAUACGCAUAAACAUUUGGAGAGAAAGACAGUACUGGGAAAGAAGAGAUUCAGUCAAACUGGAGACUGGAGCAACGUUGAGUGAGCGUUCGCAAACUCCCCCAUCUCAGCACUUAAGAGUUGACACCAGAACAUUCAAAGCCUGCGUGCUGGCAAAGCCGAUUCUGUUGAAAUAUUACCCAAGGCUUUGUUUAUAUUCUCUACAGCUCUGCUUCUGCGAGUUGAAACGCAAAGGAAACGAAAAAAUUCAGACAUGGGAUACGUUUUUUAAAAUGUCAUACUAAAGCUGCUCGUGUCAGGCUCCUCUCACAUCCUUUUCGGGCUCGUGGCCACAAGUAAAAAAAAAAGUUACUUUGCAAAAAACCAAAGGAUGUGUUGAUUUGUGGGAUGCUGAGUGUUUCUCUAAAGCCACUGGGAAAUGAUUCUCCAGAGGACAGGCUACACUCAUCGGUCUCUGAACAAUGGAAAGUUUUUCUGUGCCUGAAUCUUGUUCCUGAUGGUGGUGGUGAAAUGUCAAAGGAGGUUACAAAGAUCUGUCUGACGGUCAUUUUGCAUUUGAAAAUAGCUUUUUAUCUGUCUUGCGAGACUCCUGACUGCUUUAUUGUUUUUGCAGCUGUACUUUUCUGCCUCGUCUUCGUUUUGCGAAAGGGGGUGUGGAGGAAAAAGAUGAACAACAUGGACAAUUUUAGGACUGCUUAAAAGCUAAUUCAUAAACCUGUGCAUAGAUAUGCACAAAAAUGUAUUCUGUAAACAAAAACAAAACAACAGAAAUAUAUAUUUAACAAGCUCCCGCGUUUUAGAGUGCAGAUUGUAUUUAUCAAGUCUGAUUUCGAAGCAUCUUUUCAGUGUUCUGGAGCGCUACUUUGCCAGUAAGUGCAUUUCCUCUUGGCAACCAAAAUCCACCACUCAUGAAUGCACCAAAUUUACUUCACGUUUUCAACUGGUGAUCAAUAAUUCACUUUUCUUCACUUGCCUUUAUCCAACCACAAAUUACUUCUGGGACAGGCUGACUUAGGCUGGAAAUAAGAAACGGCAAAUUAAGGAACUUUAGAUUUUGGAACUUUAGAUCAAAAUAAAUUGUGCUAUAUAUAUAUAUUUCCCAUUUGAUCCAAAAUACAGCAAAAGCAGUAAUAUUGUGAAAUAUUUUACUAUUUAAAAUAACUGCUUUCUAUUUGAAUACAUUUUAAAAGGUAAUUUAAAUUUUCAGCAUCAUUACUGCAGUCUUCAGUGUCACAUGAUUCUUCAGAAAUCAUUCUAAUAUGCUGAUUUGCUAUUUUUUUUUCUAAUAUGCUGAUUUGCUAUUAGUUUUUAUUAUUAUCAUCAGGAUUCUUUGAUGAAUAGAAAGAUCCAAACAUCACCAUUUAUCUAAAAUAAAAAGCUUUUGUAACAUUAUAUACUAUACCAUUCAAAAGCUUGGAGUCAGUAUAUUUUUUUAUUUUUCUGUAAAAGAAAUAGUAGAAAUUCAUACUUGUAUAUAGCAUGGAUGCUUUAAAUUGAUCAAAAGUGAUGAUAAACAUUUAUAAUGUUACAAAAGUUUUCUAUUUCAGAUAAAUGCUGUUCUUCUGAAUUUUCUAUUCAUCAGAUAAACCUGAAAAAAAUCUACUCAGCUGUUUUCAACAUAAUAAUAAUAAUAAUAAUAAUACAUGUUUUUGAGCAGCAAAUCAGAAUAUUAGAAUGAUUUCUUAAGGACCAUUUGACUGGAGUAAUGAAAAAAAUCAGCUUUGAAAUCACAGGAAUAAGUUUUCUUUUAAAAUAUAUUCAAAUAGAAAACAGUUAUUUCAAAUAGUAAAUAUAAUGUUAAAAAUUAUUGUUUUUGUUGUACUUGGUGAGCAGAAAAGACUUCUUUAAAACAUUAAAAAUCUUAAGAUUUACAUUUUUUUUAAAUACAUUUUUAUUCCACAUAUACAGUAUGCAUUUGAAGAUUGAAAGGUGACGUUGUUACAAAAAAAUUAUUUCAAAUAAAUUCUGUUCUUUUCUAAACUUACUUAUUUUUAAAGAUUCAAGAAAAAUAUGAAACAUGAAUAUGAAACGUCUAACUGAAGACUGGAGUAAUGCCUGCAAAAAGAUCAGCUUCACCAUCACAGGACAAAAAUUACAUUUUAAAAUAUAAUUAAUUAGAAUUAUUUCAAAUUGUAAUAAGAUUUACCAAUAUUAAAAACUGUACUGUAUUUUUGAUCAAAUAAAUGCAGACUUAGUCAGCUUAAGUGACUUCUUUCAAAAAUAUAUAAAAAAAAAAAAACUAUUAAGUUUAUACAGUUCAAACUAUUGGCUACAAUAGUUUGAACUGCAAGUGAUACAUAAAUACAAACAAACAUAAACAUACACUGUAGGUCUGAAAACGUUUAAAAUCAACGCAACCCAUCUUGCUACGCCUAAGGAAAUAAUGUCUUCAAAAAUACUUUGGUGUUUUCUAAAACUAAAUGUAGAACAACACGCCCACAUACAGUAUUUUUAAGAGUGUGUAGACUGGACAACUGUGAGGAUAACAAGACCCUCUUGGCUCAUAUCAGACGCGUCUGGGGUGCAUGUGAUGACAGGCAGCUGUCACAGAGUUUGGAUUGCCUGUCACAAGAAUGCAGUGACAACUUACACAGAUAUCAAACGCACACGUGCAACUACAAAUAAACAUGUUCUUUACAAAUGCAUCAGUUUCUGCUAAACGAGAAUCAAAAACCUUAUUGUUUAAAGAUCACAUUCAAAAAUCACUUAAAGGAUUUACAGUAUGCUCACAUUUCCUAACAAUGUGAAUUUUAUAUAAACAAUGCAACAACACUCUGGACACAAGCUUGUCUUUUUUUCUGUAUUUUUUUUGUUACUUUGGACUACAACACUGUACUUUUAUUUAAAAGAGAUGUUUAGCUGUACAUAGUGUGUUGUGUUUCAACGGGUUUGAGGUGAAAUUGUGACAGUUGGGUCAUUCAUUGUGAGUUGUGUCUGUAACUUGGACUUGGUAUUUGCCAUGUAACUGUUUUAGUCUAACGUGAAAUUGAUUUAUCAUGGUGUAAAUACAGCCAGUCAUUAAGCUUGUUUGAGCUACAGUUAUAAGUUUCAAGUCAAAAAGCUACAUUUCCUGCUCCUGUUGUCACCGAAAAACUACCAUGCUUUCAGAAAGAAAAAUAUAUAUAUAUAUAUAUAUGAAUAUUUUUAUUUUGGCAGUCUUUCACCUCUUUGUAAUUGUGUCCAUGUACAAAACUCCACAUGCCUCUACACUGUACAUAAAAAAGAUGGCUUAUAGAUAAUAGUUUUUUAUGUGACCCUGUUUGCGUAUAUUUUUACAUACAAAUAUAUAUCUCAAGCACACAUCCCAAAUAUUCUUUGCUAUUUAAAGCAUAACUUUCAUGAUACCACUCUUACUCAUAUCACAGAAUCAAAGGCAUUUUUCUGAUUCCCAGGCAUCUUCAUUUGGCAUUUCAGGUUUAAAGGUUUAACUUCAUGGCUAAUCACAUUCAGUGUAAUUGACUUUUGUGACUAAGAUGUGGUUUGAUCUGGCCUGAGGGUGUGGAAGCUCAGACAGCAGUUGAGGAUAUUUCUGGCAUAGCCGGUGUCACAUCCACUAAACGUCAGCCUCUACAGGUGCAGGACUGACAAAUGUCCUUUGUUUGCUCUCCUCCCUCUGUCCAUUCAGAUACAGCCAUCAAAACACCUCUAACAUUAAACUGAUUUGGAUAAACAUACUUGGUUUUUAUGUCCCGUCGUUAAAAUAUUUAGGACGCUCAGAAAUCUUCCUAAUGAGAGUUAAAAUAACUGGACAUAAGGUAAACUGACAAGUAGUAGGACAUUCAACAAAACAUACAGCAUGUAUUCUUAAUAUGAUUCUUAAAGUGAUAGUUCACCCAAAAAUUAAAAUUACCCCAUAAUUUAUUCACCCUCAAGCCAUCCUACUAUAGGUGUAUAUGAUUUUCUUCUUUCAGAUGAAUACAGCCGGAGUUAUAUAAAAAAUGUUCCAAGCUUUAUAAUGGCAGUGAAUGGCUGUUGAGAUUUUGAAGUCCAAUAAAGUGCACACGUUCAUCAUAAAAAGUGCUCUGCACAACUCUGGAGGGGGUUAAUAAAGGCCAUCUGAAACAAAUAUUUGCGUCCAGUGGAUGACGUUGGAUGUGGGCGAAUGUGGAAGCAUAGAGGAGAGAGCGAAACAAAAUACCAGUCACGAAUUAGAAGUACAAAACAAGGAUUUGUGAAGAAAAAUAUUGGAGGAUUUUGAUAAGCCAAGAGGAGUUUUCUUUUGAUGUAAACAAAACUUGGUUCUCACGCAACUAACAUAUUGUCAUCAGAGCUUAUGCUACGCCUAACACUGCAGGAACACCACUCUCUCAUAAAUGUGCACAAAGCAGUUAGCGGAAGCUACAGAUUACAGUUUAUAAAGUUUUAAAUAUGGAUAUUUUUCUUACACAAACACAUCGGUUCACUUCAGAAGGCCUUUAUUAACCCCCCGGAGCCGUAUGGCGUACUUUUUAUGAUGGACGGAUGCACUUUAUUGGACUUUAAAAUCUCAGCAGCCAUUCACUGCCAUUAUAAAUCUUGGAUAAGCCAGGACAUUUUUUUUAAUAUAACACUGAUUAUAUUUGUCUGAAAGAAGAAAGUCAUAUACACUUAGGAUGGUUUGAGGAUGAGUAAAUCAUGGGGUAAUUUUUAAUUUAAAUUUCAUUUUUGAGUGAACUGUCCCUUUAAGUCAUGUUAACCCAUUCACUUUAAAAAUAAAUAAAUAAAUAAAUAAAAUAUUUGUGGGUUUUGUAUGCAGAACUGGCCAUAGAUAUGACAUAAAUAUCAAAUAUUCAGCCUUUCUGUAGUCAGCAGCAUAAUUUAUGGGAAAUUCGAUGUAUAUGUUCGAAUUUAACCCAUACAAGACGUCUUAAAAUAUUAUAUUAAUCUGUGGGGGUUUCAAAUUGUUACAUUAAUCUCCUAAACAAAAAUUCAUCUGAUACAUUAUUUAUUAUGUGAAUGAUAAUUAGGUGCAAAGAAACUAUGAAUACUUGAUAUUCUAAUAGCAUUUUUGAAAACAUGAAAUUAGUUCAUUUGUUUUAGAUAUAAAGAGUUUGUACUGGAUCGAUUAUGUUGUCCAUAAACAUGCACUGUGAAUAUAUCUCACAUUUCAUUCUGUAAUCACUUUCCUUUGUAAUCAUUUCAGAGUUUUGUUUGCUAUUGAUGCAGAAAUGACAGUCUACUGAUGUUGUUUUGUUCAGCAAUUUCAAUCAGACAUAUAUUUAUGAAAAUG
This is a messenger RNA of Labeo rohita (rohu), 7437 nucleotides long. It is a transcript of the gene calcr, whose product is annotated as calcitonin receptor. Gene Ontology annotation, cellular component: plasma membrane; axon. The transcript has 16 exons. Gene Ontology annotation, biological process: cell surface receptor signaling pathway; adenylate cyclase-activating G protein-coupled receptor signaling pathway; positive regulation of cytosolic calcium ion concentration. The record is from RefSeq and is a predicted model, not a curated record. Gene Ontology annotation, molecular function: calcitonin receptor activity; amylin receptor activity. Bases 444 to 2240 code for a protein of 598 amino acids. Lineage: Eukaryota; Metazoa; Chordata; Actinopteri; Cypriniformes; Cyprinidae.